CGGGGCGCGAUGCAGAGCGCGGUGCUGCUGGCGCUGCAGCUGCCGGGCGCGCACAUGGAGCGGGGCGGCCGCCGGCGCGGCGACAACGACGAUGACAAKGAGAAGGACAAGAAGGAGAAGGGCCGCGUCAAGAGGACGAUCAUUAAGGACUGGAAGACGAGGCUGAGCUACUUCCUGCAGAACUCGUCCAGCACUGCUAAGAUGAAGGGCAAGAAGGGCACCAAGCAGCACACCUACUUCAGACCCUCUCCUGAGGAAGUCCAGCUGUGGUCCGAAGCUUUCGACGAGCUCCUUGCUAGCAAAUAUGGUCUCGCUGCUUUCCGAGCUUUCCUGAAGUCAGAGUACUGUGAAGAGAACAUMGAGUUCUGGCUGGCCUGCGAGGACUUCAAGAAAACCAAGUCCCCCCAGAAGCUGACAUCGAAAGCAAAAAAAAUCUACAAUGACUUCAUUGAAAAGGAAGCUCCUAAAGAGAUCAAUAUAGACUUCCAAACCAAGAACAUGAUCGCCCAGAACAUCCAGGAGGCCACACACUCCUGCUUCAGCGCGGCGCAGAAGAGAGUCUACAGCUUAAUGGAGAACAACUCCUACCCGCGGUUUCUGGAGUCCGAGUUUUACCAGGAACUGUGCAAGAAGCCCCCCAUCACCAGGGUGGCCCAGGCCACAUGAGCGACUACAAGGAGCAGGGAGAAGCCUCUGAACUACUGAGGACGAAGCCACAGCCGCUGGCUGCAUCCCAAGGGGAAAGACUGGGCCUGAGAUGGCUGGAAUCUGCCUGCCAGGCUGCAUGGACAUGUACUGCUGCCGAGGGUGAUGCUGGAGGACACGCAGGGACUGCCGCAGCCAGGUGCUGGGAUGGACUUUUCCUGCAGCUCUGCGGUGAGGAGGCAGCUCCACGGCCGAGGUGUCGGCAGAGAGGCUCGGGCAGCGCCUCCCCCAUGAGCGCCCACAGCCGCGCGCCGCUGGGACCUGAGUCAUUGCUUACACACUGGUUUUUCCUAAACACCAGCCGGGGCUGCCGUCAUCGCUCACUCGGGGUUAACUCUGGCUGGGUAAACAGGAGGCUCCUGCUCCAACAGCUGCACCGGGCUGCUCUGUGACUGCUGGACUGUCACCGCAGAAGGAUGAAGUGAGGAAGGGGCUGUCGUUCCCUCCCGGAGGGGCAGGCUGUGUAACGGGGUGCGUGGGGCUGGGUGCUGAGGGCAGAGCACGGCCCCAGUGAACAGGCACGGUCGCUGUUACAUGCAGAUUGGGGUUGUGUUGAAUGUGAAAGCUGCAUUAAUGCCAUAAUCCUGUCUUGAGGACAGGAAGCAUCAG
This is a messenger RNA of Nothoprocta perdicaria, 1314 nucleotides long. RefSeq names its product regulator of G protein signaling 2 (gene RGS2). The record is from RefSeq and is a predicted model, not a curated record. Bases 10 to 666 code for a protein of 218 amino acids. The transcript has 5 exons. NCBI's taxonomy places the organism in Eukaryota, Metazoa, Chordata, Aves, Tinamiformes, Tinamidae.